Molecule: messenger RNA, 1500 nt
Organism: Mesorhabditis spiculigera
Lineage: Eukaryota; Metazoa; Nematoda; Chromadorea; Rhabditida; Rhabditidae
Source: the annotation of a GenBank genome assembly
AUGAAACCGGACAUUCUAAAUUUACAGCUGAUGGAUUUCGACAUUGUCGUCGGUAUCGAUGGAGUCGGCACAAAAAUCGAAAUUGCCGAUGCGGUUGGGGAUUAUUCCGGUGUGGGAUACGACGUUGUUGGAAUGUGCGUGAAUGACGUGCUGUGCCACUGCGCCGCCCCAAUCGCUUUCCUGGACUACUUUGUGUGCGGGAAGCUCGACCGCAAACGGGCUUCGGAUGUUGUGAAAAGUAUUGCGGAAGCGUGCAUCGAGGCGGAUUGCUCGCUUGUUGGCGGGGAAACUGCUGAAAUGCCCGGCGUCUACCUCCCAAAACAAUGGGAUUUGGCCGGAUGUGCGAUUGCCGUCAGAGAUUCGGAUUGGCCGUAUUUGCCGGAGACUUCAAAAAUCGAACCCGGUGAUGUCGUCUUGGGCCUAAAAUCAAACGGACUGCACUCUAAUGGCUUUUCAUUGGUGCGAAAAAUCCUUAAGGUCAACAAAAUCCGCUACGAUAAUGUGGUACCCUGGGGAAAAGAUACUUUUGGCGGAUUACUGCUAAAACCCACACGAAUCUACGUCCGAUCCGUACUUCCACUGAUGAAAGAAGGCUUGAUUAAAGCUGCCGCUCACAUUACUGGAGGAGGGAUUACAGAAAACGCUACAAGGGUUCUCGAUAAAGACGGAAACGUAGCGCUUGAAAUUGACGCGUCGGCUUGGGAAAAGCAAGAGAUAUUCGAUUGGCUUGGGUCGAUGGGUCCGGUGGAGGCGAAGGAGUUACUACGCACAUUUAAUUGUGGAAUCGGGAUGACACUGGUCGUUUCUAAAAAGAAAGCUGAUGAAGUCCAGCGCCGUCUAGUCAAAAGUGGAGAAUCGGUCUAUCAGAUUGGCAGCGUUAUUGAGAGAGCUUCAGAGGCCCUAAUAACCUACAAAAACCUCGAAAACGCCUUCAAGCUGACGAAAUACGUCCGCGAGACCCGUAGAAUCCGCGUCGGCAUCCUGAUUUCUGGGGCCGGGUCGAAUAUGCAGAGGUUGAUCGAGAGGGCGCAGCGGCCGGGCAGUAACUGUGAGGUGGUCCUUGUCAUCUCCAACAACCCAGACGCUGGAGGGCUGGAAAUUGCUCAGAAAAUGCAGGUCUCCACGGCCGUUGUUCCGCAUACGACAAUUCGAGAAGAAGGGGAUAUGGAAAUGUCGGAGGUCCUCAAACUCCACGGCGUCGAGCUGAUCUGCCUGGCCGGCUAUAUGCGAAUUUUGUCCGGCCAAUUUCAAGUUGUCAAUUUUUGCAUUGUAGGUGGUCACGCCGUUCGGGAUACGAUUGCGGCCGGUGUGAAGGUAGCUGGGUGCACGGCGCACCUUGUGGUGGAGGAAAUCGAUGCCGGCGCGAUCAUUGUACAAUCGGUCGUUACUGUGAAAGCGGGUGAUACGGAAGAAACUUUGCAUGAGAGGAUCAAGGAAAAAGAGCACUCCCUGUUCCCCGAUGCGAUGGAGCUGGUCGCCGAGCAAAUGUUGGAAAGGGCC